Anopheles bellator is the source of this 3183-nucleotide messenger RNA. RefSeq names its product PDZ domain-containing protein 2-like. The coding region runs from base 1 to 2823 and encodes 940 amino acids. The transcript has 4 exons. Gene Ontology annotation, molecular function: protein binding. The record is from RefSeq and is a predicted model, not a curated record. Lineage: Eukaryota; Metazoa; Arthropoda; Insecta; Diptera; Culicidae.
AUGGUAAUUAGUGUGACUAAUCUGGACUCCGCCGGUAUCUUGCAGAAGUGGAGCAAGCUGCGCCGUCGCUGCGCCUCGUUCAAAUCAGUCUCCGGUCCGGCAUCGCUCGACUCGGACACCAACUUCAUCUUGGCCGAGCACCCGGGCCACUACCAGAUCAUCAGCACGGCCACCGGCUCGCCGAUCCAGCAGCCACGAUCCGCCUCGACUCAGCCGUCGUCGUCAGUGAAGCUGCUGCACCACCAUCAUCAUCACCAUCAUCAACAUCAGCAGUCGCAGCAUCAUCUGCUGCACCAGGCGGCGCAGCAACGUCAGCACUAUCUGGCCCAUCAUCAUCGGGUGCAUCAUCAGCAUCACCAGCACCUUCACCACCAUCCGCUGGUGGACUAUCCGCUUCCUGGGAGCCACCAUCACCAGCAUCACCAGCGAGGUUACGACCAGAAAAACUGGGAACUGCGCCAUUCGAGCUCGGGCGGCUCUUCCGCUAGCGCUUCGUCCGGUUCGACGAUCGGCGGUGGAUCGGCGGUGGCCGCAGCUACCGUCGAAGAGUACUGGCAGCACCCGCUCCACCACCCACACCACCACCCGCAUCACCAGUUUGUGGAGCCGAGCGAUGUGAAGCUGUGGCGGCUCGGAGCCCACCAGACGUACGCCCAUCGGAUUCAUCCGGCGCAGCAGCGGCGCAGUGCCCACAGCAUCGACUGGGAGUACAACGUGCACCGGUACGAGAACAUGUGUGACAAUCUGGCUCCGGUGGCCACGGCGGUUCCGCUGGCACCACCACCGGUGCCGGCGGCCCGGAUCUUCCGCACCGAGAAGCUCCAGUACUACGACGAGCUGGCCGACACCGCGGGCCGGCAGAAGGGCGACGUUGGUGACGGUGGCGCUGGUGGCGCGAUCAAGGUGGCCAAAGAGAUCAAGCUGCCCAGCCUGAAGACGUUCAAGUCGGCCUCGAUGCGGCUGCCGGGCCAGAAGUCGUCGAUCCACGAGGUACAGCAGCUACUCCGGAGCAAGUUCAACCGGAUCCACGCGGGUCUGCGGAAACGGCGUGCAUUGUCGGUUCAGGAAGUGUUUCAGGUACCACCGGUAACGCCAGUAACGCCGAUACCCGGAGCAGACCCGUUGGUAACUCCGACGAGCAAACCGACGUUCUACGUCCCAUCGCCACUGGUCAGCGAGCGGAGUCCUCAUGGGCCGUUUAGGCCGAGCCGUCGCUACAACGAAGACGACGAAGACGAUGAUGAUCCGGCGGAUGGCGGGAUGGCCGGCGAUGAGCUACUGCCGGGUGAGGACGAUGGUCCGGUCAGCCUGCCGUACAUCAGCGAGACCGCCACGUCCGAGGUGACCCAGCCGACCACUGCAACCCCCCCGAAGGUGCACCUGCGUUCCGCUGAACACAGUCCCAGUCCGCGGAAGGAACGUACCAAAACCUGGUACCGCAGUAUCGACUUCAACGGGGCCCUCCAGAAGCUGGACCUGCAGCGCCACUCGCUCGAUAUCGCCGGCAAAAGCAAUACACCAAAGAAAACGCUGACGGGAUCGGCGGACCAGAGGACCAGCUCACCGAGCCCGUCCGUGACGUCCGUCCGUCCGGCCCAAGAGAAGCCCCAGUUCUCGAUCGGUGGGCGCGUCAGUUUGCGAGAGCGUGUCGAAAACAUGAACCUCAGCCGAUUGCGGCCCUCGAAGCAGCAGCCGAGCGCCGCGACGAACGGCGUCACCGGAAGCCCAAUCCCGGUGGCCAAGAAGACGGCCAAGAAGCUGGCGGACAUACGCAAGAUACGGCCACGCAGUCAUUCGCCACUCAAGAACAUCAAGAUUAACCUGUCGCCGGUGAAGAAGGCAUUGACACCGGCCGCCGCCGGAGCUGGGGAGCCUACGGAGAAGGGCUCGAAACGCGAAUCGGCGGGUGGCGGCCUGUUUGGGCGGCUCAACCGGAUGAUGCACCAGCACGGCCUGGGGAACUCCGACAAGCUUGCGCAAGUCCGGAAACCGAGCGGUAAAGCGACGCCACCCGGCAGCUCGUCGGUGGCUUCCUCUGGGACGUGCGUUGGCGGUAGUCCAGCGGCCGAUAAGGCGGCCAACGGCGGGCACCACCUCAGUGUCGGUGGGAAUGUUAGUAAACAGUCGACGAUACAGAAGCUCACGCAGCUCAGCAGUUGCAGUCGGCGGGAGCAGCAGUUGCAGCAGCAGCAGCAACAACAGUCCAAAGCGGAAACACACGACGAGCUACGUGACCGGAAAUCCAAACAGAUUUCUGAGACACCUGCGAGCAUCAAUUUCGCGUUACGCGGCGGUCCGCUCAAAGCCAGCAACGGCAAUGGUAUCAUUUCCUUCGCCAACGGUGGUGCGCACGUGACCCCCGGCGAAGAGGACGACGAGGACGAGGACAGCAUCGAGGAGAGCAAAUUCUGUACGCUGCCCCGUCACGGUCCGAAUGCAUUUACCAUCCGGCAGGCUCGCUUUUCGAAAGGUAACGGAGCAAAAGCGCUUGGUUUUUCCAUUGUCGGCGGUAAGGACUCGCCCAAGGGCUCGAUGGGCAUCUACGUGAAGACGAUCUACCCGAACGGCCAGGCCGCGGAGAAGGGCACGCUGCACGCAGGCGACGAGAUACUGUCGGUGAACGGGAAAGCAUUCCAGGGCCUCUCGCACCAGGAGGCGAUCAAUGUGUUCAAGGGCAUCAAAACGGGCGACGUGGUCAUACUGAUCGGUCGGCGCAACAAUCGGCGCAAGCUCGAAACUCCCUCACCGACCGAUUCCGGCACCGGUACCGCGACAUCCUCGACCGGUUCACCGACCAACACGAUAACAUGCAAUGGCGACUGAUUGGUGGUCAUCGAAUCCAGGAUCAGGAGGAAAGCAUGAUCAUUAUGCAACUAGAAUUGUAAACCUACAUAUACACUUGCUGUGCGCAAGAAGAGUGGUGCAGCUGAACACUAACUUAACCCAAAGGAAAUAGAGAGCAACCCCAAAAGCCGAUUUCUUUCGCUUAGUAGGUAGUAAGUACGGUGGGGGUUGCGUAUCGGAUCGUUAGGAACGUAGAAACGCUAGAACGCAAAUAUUUAAUAUUUACCUAUACCAAAGGAUGCAAUAUCAAAAAGUAAUACGCAAGAGCAGAAGAAAGUUCCGCCCGUGUGGAACCAGCGGACGAAGCGGAAUAGCAUUGAAAAAGAAACAUUUGCGAAC